AUGGAUAAGUGUAAACCGAUAGACACACCCAUUGAGGCUAAAUGUAAUUUAGUAAAACCAGAAUGCAUGAAUGAGUCAGAAAUGAAUAAAUAUCCGUACCAGAGUUUAAUUGGAGCGUUGUUGUAUCUUGCGAUAACUACUGGACCAGAUAUAGCAUACGCGGUAAAUUUCUUAAGUCAGUUCAAUACCAAUUACAAUGUAGAUCAUUGGAAAGCCGCGAAAAGGGUUUUAAGGUAUUUGAAGGGUACAAUAGACUACGGGUUAAAAUUUGAGCAAACCGGAUUAGCUUCAUUUGCAGUUGUAGAUGCUAACUGGGGAGGGGACUCAAUGGAUCGUAAGUCGUAUACGGGAUAUGGAUUUAUUCUGGCGGGAUCUGUUAUUAGUUGGGAGGCGCGAAAACAGAAAACAGUGGCGCUCUCAAGUACAGAGGCAGAGUACAUGGCCGUAGCGGAGGCUACGAAAGAAGCAUUAUAUUUGAAAGGCUUAUUAGUUAGUUUAGGUAUACAGGAAGACUCAGAAAUUGUCACGAUACUGAAUGAUAACCAGAGUGCAAUCAGUAUGAUUAAGAAUAACGUAUAUCACCAGCGUACAAAGCAUAUAGAUGUUAGACAUCACUUUGUAAGGAAUGAGUAUGCGUGUGGAGUGAUAGACGUGAAAUAUUUAAGCACAGAGAGAAUGCCAGCAGAUAUGUUUACUGAAGGUCUGAGUGGCAGUAAACACAGGAAAUGUAUGAGUAAUAUAAAUAUUGUAAAUAGUGUGUGUGAGAGAUUGGAUUAG
Messenger RNA from Neodiprion fabricii, 777 nucleotides. Its product is annotated as secreted RxLR effector protein 161-like. NCBI's taxonomy places the organism in Eukaryota, Metazoa, Arthropoda, Insecta, Hymenoptera, Diprionidae. Bases 1 to 777 code for a protein of 258 amino acids. The record is from RefSeq and is a predicted model, not a curated record. The transcript has a single exon.